GGUAAGAAAAGAGGAACGUUUUUUUUAAGCCAGAACAUAACAAAGUAACUAGUCUUUCAAGUAGCUAGCUGUUUGUAGAAACUCUGAUUUAGGUAUAUCCCCCAUUGGUUUUCGUUCUACACGGGAUUGUGAAAUUCGUACAGUUUGUCUGCUACAUAAACUAACCGUUGACAGAUAGCUAGUUAGCUUAGCACCGUAGACGGUAAAAAGCGCCGAACUAGCGAGAUGGUAUCAGUCAACCCAGUGGACUCUGAUCCGGUACUCGGGAUCAACGUUGUGGUGAAGGAUGAAGAGGGAGAGGUAGUGGAUUAUUUAACUGAACCAAUGCUGUCCUGGGGUGUGAAAGAGGAACAAGAAGAGGUACCGUGUCACCUAGGAGAACACGGUGGCUGUAUAGACCAGGCUAUAGACCCUUCAGAAUCACCCCAGAAGAAUCAGCAGGGUCACACCACUGAAACCAACUACCCUUGCUUAGCCUGUGGGAAGUAUUUCUACAACUCAUCAACCCUGCGGAGACACAUGCGUACUCACACAGGAGAGAGGCCGUAUCACUGCUCUGAGUGUGGGCGGAGCUUCAGUCACUCUGGCAACCUGAGGAGUCAUCAGGUGAUCCACACAGGAGAGAGACCGUACCACUGUCUGGUCUGCGGCAAGAGCUUCAGUCAGCCAGGAGGCCUGGCCAAGCACCAGAGGACACACACAGGAGAGAAGCCAUUCCACUGCACUUUCACAGAGUGCGGCAAGAGUUUCUCCAAGUUAGAACACCUACAGACACACCACAGGACUCACACAGGAGAGAAGCCUUACCCCUGCUCCUCUGACUGUGGAAGGAGAUUCUCCAACUCAGGCCAGCUGACCCAACACAUGCGUACUCACACAGGAGAGAGGCCGUACCACUGCUCAGAGUGUCUGAAGACCUUCUCCCACCCAGGAGCUCUGAAGGACCACCAGAGGAUUCACUCAGGAGAGAGACCCUACGUCUGCGCUGUCUCGGCCUGCGGUAAAUCGUUUAUAAACUCUGGGGCUCUGAAAAAGCACAGCCAGACGCACACAGGGGAAAAACCUCACUGCUGCUCUGACUGUGGGAGAGGCUUCUCCCAGCUGGCUCACCUCCAGGCUCAUCAGAGGACUCACACAGGGGAAAGACCCUAUCAUUGCUCCCUCUGUUGGAAGAGCUUUAUUCAACAAGGGCAUCUGGACAGGCAUAGACGCAUCCACCUAGCUGUGGACACACCUGAAGAUCAGUUAUCCCCUAGCAUCAGUCCAGAUCAGCACAUUAGACCGAUAGAUGAUCCACCUAACGUCUUUGAUGAAGAAACUGUGCCAGAACAACCUGUACAUACUGAAUUAAUGAGUGACCUUGAAUGAUUGGUUUGAUUGCAUAAUUCCAGACUGUGUCAAUUUUUACACUGUUUUUGUUUGUAUCUCACUGCUGCAUAAAACCAUUGGUGUUAUUAUUCUGUCAAAUAGCCUGCAAUACAUAAUGUGGGUGGGUGGACGGACGGACGGACGGACAAGGCCUGAUGAUGGAUGGAUGGGUGGGUGGGUGGACGGACGGACGGACAAGGCCUGAUGAUGGAUGGAUGGAUGGGUGGGUGGGUGGGUGGACGGACAAGGCCUGAUGAUGAGCUGAUGAUGGGUGGAUGAAUGGAUGGGUGGACGGACGGACAAGGCCUGAAGAUGAGCUAAUGAUGGGUGGAUGGAUGGAUGAUGAUGGGUGGGUGGGUGUAUGGAUGGGUGGGUGGGUGGACGGACAAGGCCUGAUGAUGAGCUGAUGAUGGGUGGAUGAAUGGAUGGGUGGACGGACGGACAAGGCCUGAAGAUGAGCUAAUGAUGGGUGGAUGGAUGGAUGAUGAUGGGUGGAUGGGUGGGUGGGUGGGUGGACGGACAAGGCCUGAUGAUGAGCUGAUGAUGGGUGGAUGAAUGGAUGGGUGGACGGACGGACAAGGCCUGAAGAUGAGCUAAUGAUGGGUGGAUGGAUGGAUGAUGAUGUAUGGAUGGGUGGGUGGGUGGACGGACAAGGCCUGAUGAUGAGCUGAUGAUGGGUGGAUGAAUGGAUGGGUGGACGGACGGACAAGGCCUGAAGAUGAGCUAAUGAUGGGUGGAUGGAUGGAUGGAUGGAUGGAUGAUGAUGGGUGGAUGGAUGGGUGGGUGGGUGUAUGGAUGGG
Molecule: messenger RNA, 2168 nt
Organism: Salmo salar (Atlantic salmon)
Lineage: Eukaryota; Metazoa; Chordata; Actinopteri; Salmoniformes; Salmonidae
Biological process (GO): regulation of transcription by RNA polymerase II
Molecular function (GO): DNA-binding transcription factor activity, RNA polymerase II-specific; RNA polymerase II cis-regulatory region sequence-specific DNA binding
Source: RefSeq, a predicted model, not a curated record